Messenger RNA from Histoplasma mississippiense, 2052 nucleotides. Its product is annotated as glycerol-3-phosphate dehydrogenase, mitochondrial precursor. The transcript is spliced from 5 exons. Gene Ontology annotation, biological process: glycerol-3-phosphate metabolic process. The record is from RefSeq and is a predicted model, not a curated record. Gene Ontology annotation, molecular function: glycerol-3-phosphate dehydrogenase (quinone) activity. NCBI's taxonomy places the organism in Eukaryota, Fungi, Ascomycota, Eurotiomycetes, Onygenales, Ajellomycetaceae. Gene Ontology annotation, cellular component: glycerol-3-phosphate dehydrogenase (FAD) complex; mitochondrion. The coding region runs from base 1 to 2052 and encodes 683 amino acids.
AUGCGGCUUACGAUUUGCUUGUCAUUGGGCGGUGGCGCGACUGGUUCUGGCAUAGCUCUUGAUGCUGCAUCUCGCGGUCUGAAGGUAGCUCUAGUUGAGCGUGACGAUUUCAGCGCGGGCACAAGCAGCAAGAGCACAAAACUGGUCCACGGCGGUGUACGCUACCUGGAAAAGGCCGUUUGGGAAUUGGACUAUAAUCAAUUUGCACUCGUUAAAGAAGCCCUUCGGGAACGCAAAUGGUUUCUCUACACCGCACCACAUCUUUCAAUGUGGCUCCCAAUUAUGGUCCCCGUGCAGAAAUGGUGGCAGUUGCCUUACUUCUGGGCCGGCACUAAGUUUUAUGAUUUCCUUGCUAGAUCUGAGGGCAUUGAGAGUUCGUAUUUCCUCACCAAGAGCAAAGCCCUAGACGCCUUUCCAAUGCUGAAGAAGGAUAAUCUCUUUGGUGCUCUUGUCUACUAUGAUGGCGCCCACAACGACUCUCGAAUGAAUGUAUCUUUGGCGUUGACCGCUGCUUUAUAUGGCUCUACAGUUGUAAAUCAUAUGGAAGUUGUCGGUUUAACCAAAGACGAGUCAGGGAGACUCAACGGAGCCCGCUUGAAAGAUUUGAUUCCAGGCAAAAACGGCAAAAAGGCAGAAGAAAUUACUAUUAGGGCCAGGGGUAUUAUAAAUGCCACAGGUCCAUUUACAGAUUCCAUCAGGAAGAUGGAUGAUCAAAACGCUAGUGAAAUAGUUGCACCAAGUGCUGGGGUACAUGUUGUUCUUCCUGGCUACUAUAGCCCAACAAAGAUGGGACUGAUUGACCCUGCGACUUCAGAUGGACGUGUCAUAUUUUUCCUUCCGUGGCAGGGGAACACAAUUGCUGGAACAACCGAUGUCCCCACUACUAUUACUGCCCAGCCUAUCCCAUCUGAAAGGGAUAUAAACUGGAUCCUAAAUGAAAUCCGCGGAUAUCUUUCCCCGAGCAUCAAUGUGAGGCGCGGUGAUGUCCUUGCCGCUUGGGCCGGAAUUCGCCCUCUCGUACGAGAUCCCACAGCUAAAAACACAGAAUCUCUAGUCCGUAGUCACCUCAUUACAGUAUCUGAAUCCGGUCUCUUAACUUGUGCUGGUGGAAAAUGGACAACUUACCGGCAAAUGGCCGAGGAUGCUGUUGACAAAGCUAUCAAACAGUACAAUCUACAGCCUCGUCCUAACAGACGCGUUCUUGACAUCAGCGGAAUGGGACUUUUCGACGAUGGUGCGGUUCUGGAUGGGUCGUGCCAGACUCAUCAAAUCCGCUUGGUAGGUGCCCAUGGCUAUUCGAAAACGCUGUUCAUUAGGCUCAUCCAACACUUCGGGAUCGCAACAGACGUUGCUCAACAUCUCGCAGAGUCUUACGGAGAUCGUGCAUGGGAUGUGGCCGCUAUGUCAGCUCCCACAAAAACGCGAUUCCCAGUCCGUGGGUUGCGCAUUUCUCCUCUAUAUCCGUUUAUCGAUGGUGAGGUCCGCUAUGGCACGCGUGUUGAAUUUGCACAGACAGCGGUGGAUAUUUUGGCACGGAGGACUAGAUUAGCAUUCUUGAACGCCCAAGCCGCCCUCGAAGCUCUCCCAACAAUCAUUGAUAUCAUGGCGGAGGAACUAAAUUGGGAUACUAAGCGGAAAAAUGUUGAAUGGAAUGACACGGUGACUUUCUUAUUGUCGAUGGGACUCCCUAUUUCUCGACUUGGCGUCACACGUGAGGAUGUUGAAAGUGGUCAAGCGAAGUUUGACGAAGUGGAACGGAAGCUAUACACAAGACAUGAGGGUCCCGUGGAUUUUUCCCACGUUAACGCGAACACUGCUCAAACAGCUGAGAAAGGAGUCUCUGUCAUCAAAAUCAUACCUCUUCUCAGGACGUAUCCUAGAUUCCCUGCAGAUUCCAUGCAUUACGUUGGCAGCUGGAGCGACAAGUCUGUGGCGACAAGUCUGUGGUAUUUGUUCUACCAGCAUCCAACAUCCACGGAAUCCACCUACCAUUUGUUAGGUGCCACAUUUUCGUGGGAUCCAUUGGACUACAAUUCUGUGCUAAGAAAGUGA